This is a messenger RNA of Chondrus crispus (carragheen), 249 nucleotides long. RefSeq lists its product as hypothetical. Bases 1 to 249 code for a protein of 82 amino acids. Lineage: Eukaryota; Rhodophyta; Florideophyceae; Gigartinales; Gigartinaceae. The transcript has a single exon. The record is from RefSeq and is a predicted model, not a curated record.
AUGGAGGUGGUGGGUCUGCGUGGUGUGCAUUUCACUGAAAGUUUUCGUCAAUGUGGCGGCCCUCUGGCGACGCGGGCGAUGUGGCUUCUCGAGCCCUGCCCUUCACAGAAAAGACGGGUUUCACGCUCUCACCCUUUAUGUAAAGUAUCAAACCCUGUUAAUUUAUACAGCAGUACAUAUUCAUUCUACAAACUUCAAGAGAUAACAGAGCGCCUGCACGGCACUCCCUGCCCUUGCAGUUCCGCAUAA